UGAAGGCACAAGAGUCGUUCGCGACACAGACCCUGCCUAGUUGAACUUCAACCUAACCCCUCACAUCUUCACAUCUUCACAUCUACACCAAUUCAUAUCUCAGAUUCUGGGAAAGGGAUCAAGAAUCAUCACAUUCUCCUCUCACUUGCUCAAAAACACCUCUUCAUAAUUAAUGGCGCACAAUCUCGCCCCGCCCAAAUUCUCAAUUCCUAAUGCUAAAUCUCCGGUUUCAACAUCCUCUUCCUUGUUUUUCGCCCCCAAGACUCUCAACAAUUCGUCGAAAGGAUCGUGGGGUUCGGGUAAAGGUUCCGUCUUGACGGUUAAAAGGACAAACCAAUUGAGAGUUGUGGCUUCGGUCGCAACAGCGGAGAAGCCGUCGACGGUGCCGGAGAUCGUGCUACAACCCAUCAAAGAAAUCUCCGGCACUGUUAAGUUGCCGGGCUCGAAAUCACUCUCCAACCGAAUUUUGCUUCUUGCUGCUCUGUCUGAGGGAACGACUGUUGUGGACAACUUACUAAGCAGUGAUGAUAUUCAUUAUAUGCUUGGUGCCUUAAGGACUCUUGGGCUAGAUGUGGAAGAAGACAAAGCUAAUCAACGUGCGGUUGUGGGAGGCUCGGGUGGUUUAUUUCCAGCUUCUAAAGAAGCUAAGGAAGAAAUUCAACUUUUCUUGGGAAAUGCAGGAACAGCAAUGCGCCCAUUGACUGCUGCAGUUGUUGCUGCUGGCGGGAAUGCAAGCUAUGUGCUGGAUGGAGUUCCUCGCAUGAGAGAGAGACCUAUUGGUGAUUUAGUCACUGGACUUCAGCAGCUUGGUGCUGAAGUUGAUUGUUUCCUGGGCACUGAUUGUCCCCCUGUUCGUGUUAUUGGAAAAGGAGGUCUUCCUGGUGGGAAGGUGAAACUAUCUGGAUCCAUAAGCAGCCAAUACCUGACUGCUCUGCUCAUGGCCGCACCCCUGGCUUUAGGAGAUGUUGAGAUUGAAAUCAUUGACAAACUCAUUUCUGUGCCUUAUGUGGAGAUGACACUUAAAUUGAUGGAACGCUUUGGCGUCUCAGUAGAGCACAGUGACAGCUGGGACCGGUUCUUGGUCCGAGGAGGUCAAAAGUACAAGUCUCCUGGGAAAGCCUAUGUGGAAGGCGAUGCCUCGAGCGCCAGUUACUUCUUGGCAGGCGCUGCUGUUACUGGUGGAACCAUUACUGUUGAAGGGUGUGGAACAAGCAGUUUGCAGGGUGAUGUUAAAUUUGCCGAGGUUCUUGAAAAAAUGGGUGCUGAAGUUACCUGGACCGAGAACAGUGUGACUGUUAAAGGACCUCCUCGUGAUGCAUUUGGGAGGAAACAUUUGCGACCUGUUGACAUAAACAUGAACAAAAUGCCCGAUGUGGCCAUGACUCUCGCUGUUGUGGCACUUUUCGCAGAUGGACCCACUGCUAUAAGAGAUGUGGCUAGCUGGAGGGUUAAAGAAACCGAAAGGAUGAUUGCCAUAUGCACAGAACUUAGAAAGUUGGGAGCAACGGUUGAGGAAGGGGCAGAUUAUUGUGUGAUCACACCACCCGAGAAAUUGAAUGUGACGGCCAUUGACACGUAUGAUGAUCAUAGGAUGGCGAUGGCCUUCUCUCUCGCUGCAUGUGCUGAGGUUCCAGUGACCAUCAAGGACCCCGGAUGCACCCGUAAGACCUUCCCCAACUAUUUUGACGUGCUUGCUACGUUUUCCAAGCACUGAAAGACGAGGAAGCGAAUGAACAAUGAAUCGCAGAUUACAGUGAGAAUUGUUUUAACAGUGAAAAAACAUAUUUAAUGCUGGAAAUAAUUUUUGUUGUAGACAUAGAUUGAAUUGUUGUGAGCAUUUCUUGAAAAAUAAUUAGUGUUUCGUGUGAUGUAUUCUUGUCAACUUGGCCAGCCAUGCCAUGCAAUGCCAUGUGAAGAGCAAUAAUAUAUCCUAGAUUAUUAUAA
This is a messenger RNA of Salvia hispanica, 1944 nucleotides long. RefSeq names its product 3-phosphoshikimate 1-carboxyvinyltransferase 2-like. The record is from RefSeq and is a predicted model, not a curated record. Gene Ontology annotation, biological process: chorismate biosynthetic process; aromatic amino acid biosynthetic process. Gene Ontology annotation, molecular function: 3-phosphoshikimate 1-carboxyvinyltransferase activity. Lineage: Eukaryota; Viridiplantae; Streptophyta; Magnoliopsida; Lamiales; Lamiaceae.